AUGGCCACCCUCACCCAACUGGCCGCCUCUUCUGCCCUCGACAUGCAGCACGCCAGCUCCCCGGUGUACCGCGGAAAGACCGCUCCCACUCCCAAUGGCACCACCAAGCGUGCGCGCGACACCAAGUACCGCCAUGUCUUUGCGACGCACUCCGUGUCACGCACCUCGUGUCUCAGCCAGGAGAGCGCAGACAAGAUCCCGAGCUUCGUCGGCUUCAGGAACCUCAUGAUCUUGGUCCUGAUCGUCUCCAACCUGCGCUUGAUGAUCGUGAACCUGCAGAAGUACGGCGUCCUCAUCUGUCUGUCCUGCCACGACUACCGCCGCUCCGACGUCGUCACCGGCCUGCUCCUCUACCUGCUCGUCCCCGCCCACCUCUUCGUCACCUACCUGAUCGAGCUCGCCGCCGCCUGGCAGGCCAACCGAGCCUACGCCCGCAUCUCCCACCAACGCGACCAAGACACGCCCGCCAGCUACGCCGCCGCCCUGCGCAGCUUCAACUCGACGUGGUACAUUGUCGCCUUUUUCCACAGCGUCAACGCAGUCGCCAACCUCUACAUCGCGACCAAGUACGUCUACUACGACAUCUACCACCCGGGCAUCGGCACCCUCUGCGAACUGCACGCCGUCAUCGUCUUCCUCAAGUGCGCCUCCUACGCACUCACAAACCGCGACCUCCGCCAUGCCUACCUGCACCCCAAGCAGGCCGAUCCGCUGCCCGAGCUCUACAAAGCAUGCCCAUAUCCGCAGAACAUCAACAUGAAGAACCUGUGCUAUUUCUGGUGGGCACCCACCCUCGUCUACCAGCCCGUCUACCCCCGAACCGACACGAUCCGCUGGGACUUUGUCCUCAAACGUCUGGCCGAACUCGCUGGUCUCAGCAUCGUCAUCUGGAUCGCCUCCGCCCAAUACGCCGCGCCGCUGUUGCAGAACUCGCUCGACAAGAUCCUCACGUUGAACUUUACGUCCAUUGCUGAGCGCGUCAUGAAGCUAUCCACCAUCAGCGUCUUCUGCUGGCUGUGCGGCUUCUUCGCCCUCUUCCAGUCCGCUCUCAAUGCGCUUGCCGAAGUCAUGCGGUUCGGCGACCGAGAGUUCUACGGCGACUGGUGGAACGUCUCGUCCAUCCGCACCUACUGGACUACCUGGAACAAGCCCGUGACCAACUUUAUGCGCCGCCACAUCUACUCACCUCUUGUCGGCCGCGGUGUGCCUCCCGCGCUGGCCCAGAUCCUCGUCUUCCUCUUUUCUGGCGUCCUGCACGAACUGCUCGUCGGCGUCCCCACACACAACAUUAUUGGCGUAGCUUUUGCUGGCAUGAUGUUCCAGAUCCCGCUCAUUGCGCUCACAGAUGUCAUCCAAAAGGUCAAAUGGAUCCAGGGGAGGGUUGCAGGUAACAUGAUUUUCUGGAUGAGCUUUUGUCUCGUGGGACAGCCACUCGCGGCGCUGCUUUAUUUCUUUGCCUGGCAGGCAAAAUAUGGCAGUGUAAGUAAGAGUGUGGGGGAGAGUGCUGUGAAUGUAUUCUAUCGGCGGUAG
Messenger RNA from Alternaria ethzedia, 1530 nucleotides. RefSeq lists its product as uncharacterized. Lineage: Eukaryota; Fungi; Ascomycota; Dothideomycetes; Pleosporales; Pleosporaceae. Gene Ontology annotation, molecular function: diacylglycerol O-acyltransferase activity. Gene Ontology annotation, biological process: triglyceride biosynthetic process. The record is from RefSeq and is a predicted model, not a curated record. Gene Ontology annotation, cellular component: endoplasmic reticulum membrane. The transcript is spliced from 2 exons. The coding region runs from base 1 to 1530 and encodes 509 amino acids.